This is a messenger RNA of Coffea eugenioides, 1338 nucleotides long. Its product is annotated as bark storage protein A-like. The transcript is spliced from 6 exons. The record is from RefSeq and is a predicted model, not a curated record. Gene Ontology annotation, molecular function: catalytic activity. NCBI's taxonomy places the organism in Eukaryota, Viridiplantae, Streptophyta, Magnoliopsida, Gentianales, Rubiaceae. Bases 113 to 1132 code for a protein of 339 amino acids. Gene Ontology annotation, biological process: nucleoside metabolic process.
UUUCGAAGAUUUGAAAGGGACAGACACGACUGAGUAAUAGGCCUUGACUGCUUGAGCACAAAAGAAAUCCCAAGCAACAUUAGUUAUCGUCUAUGCUAAAAGAAAUGCGACAAUGGCUGCAAAACAAGUCACUGAAAGAGGAUUAGUGAUGAUUGAUCUUGCUUCCGCUCUGUUGUGUUGUCUGUCAUUGUCAGCCCUUUUGUCAUCAGCAGAAAAAUUAGAAUCUUCAUUAACAAUACUGAAGGAGGUUAACCUUAGGGGGCCUUAUCUUGGUUUGAUCACGGUUUAUCCCCCAGAAGAAGAUGCUUUCUUUGACACUGGUGCAUUCAAACCACACCAAAAACACCCUUAUGUCGACUUGUCAGGCAGGCGUUUCCGAGUAGGGAAGAUGGGAAAAAAGAAAGUCAUUUAUGUGAGAUGCGGGGUUGGAAUGGUGAAUGCUGCAGCAGCAACGCAACAAAUGUUAGAUAUGUUUGAUGUAAUUGGAGUAGUGCAUUUUGGCAUCGCGGGCAGUAUUAAUAAUUCCAUGUCCAUAGGAGAUGUUACCAUCCCCAAGCAGUUUGCUCAGGCGGGCUUAUGGGAUUGGCUCAAGCCUAAUGCGACAAUCCCAGCAGGUGAUUUUACUGAAUUGGAUUUUGGAGCCUACAGUGAGCCGUCCAGAGGAUAUAAUCAAUUGGGGAGCAUUGGAUACAGCACUGAGCAGUUCUUUUCGAAGUGGGGAAAGCCCAAUACUGCUCAAAGAAAGCUUUGGUUUCACGUAAGCAAGAAUUGGCUUGAAUUAGCAAACACUCGUCUUGAGGGGAUGGUGCUGGAGCAGUGCGUGAACUCGAGCUCGUGCCUAACUCAAAGGCCCAAGCUAGUUGUUGGACUCAGCGGCGCAACUGCUGACAUUUUCCUUGACAAUGCAGCUUAUGGGGAGUUCCUAUACAAAACUUUCCAAGUCUCCUCAGUGGAUAUGGAAAGUGUAGCCGUGGUCAUGACAAGUCUGUCAAAUGGGUUUCCGGUUAUUGUCAUCCGAGGACUAUCCGACCAAGCUGGAGCACAAGAAGGCCAGAAUCCAAUCGACUUAUUUGGGCCUCUGGCAGCUUCAAAUGCCGCCAAAGCUGUUGUUCAAUUUGUGAAGGCAUUAUGAGCAGGUCAUUUACAAGUUUUAGUCACAAAGAUGCAAAUAAUCCUCAUCAAAGGCCACCAUAUAAACAUCAAUGUGGUUUAAGGACUCGCAAUAUACUUGAUGACAUCAAUAUUGUUGUUUUCUGCCACACUGCAUCGGGGGGCAUAUAUAGAAUUAACCGUACAAGACUUUCAUUACAAUAUCCAUACGAGCAUGAAAUUUUGCCA